This is a messenger RNA of Cyprinodon variegatus (sheepshead minnow), 1941 nucleotides long. It is a transcript of the gene pigq, whose product is annotated as phosphatidylinositol glycan anchor biosynthesis class Q. Bases 141 to 1706 code for a protein of 521 amino acids. Lineage: Eukaryota; Metazoa; Chordata; Actinopteri; Cyprinodontiformes; Cyprinodontidae. Gene Ontology annotation, biological process: GPI anchor biosynthetic process. The transcript has 11 exons. The record is from RefSeq and is a predicted model, not a curated record. Gene Ontology annotation, cellular component: endoplasmic reticulum; membrane.
GACAGACGUUUGUUUCCGACCGGACGAUUUUAGUGACGGACUAUAAACAAAGAAAAUGGCGAUGGUCUUGAAGUAAAACUGCUGGGCUUUGAUGGGAAGGUGAAGGCGUUAUAUUGCGUUAAGAAAGAACUUUGGACGUCAUGGUGCUGAAGAUCUUCUUCCCGCAGUGCUGCAACCGGGCGGACAGCGGGCUGCUGGUGGGCCGCUGGGUUUCAGGCCAUGACUCGGCCGUGGUGCUGGCGGUCAUCCACUACCCGUUCAUCCCAGGACAGGUGAAGCAGUACAUCCAGCAGGUCCAGGCUCAGAGUGGCGUGGAGCUGUCGGUGCUCGGCUCCUGGAGUCUUCCCAAAGACGGGCAGGAGGGCAUGGAGAGCUUCCUGAAGGACCUGAGCACCAUCUUCCCUCAGGAACGCUGGCUCCAGAUCAGCCGCGAGUUUGGGAAGACCGGCUUCACCUGCGAGGUGCUCGGCCGAGAUCAGGUUUGCAAAAAGAAUUCAGGUAAAACGUUGCCUCCUGAGGAAGGUGGAGAUGAAGAGCAGGAGGAUGAGGAGAAGGUGAUCUUCGUCCACUAUGAGCAGAGGAAGGUGAUGCUGUCGCAGCUUCAUCCCAUCCAGGUCCAGGACUCAGAGAGUCACUCUGAGCUCAGACAGAUGUUUGGGACGGUGGCCCGCAGCCAGCCGCUCUUCUUCAUGGACAAGUACGACGACGGGCCCCUGAAGUCGACCCACUGGCAGUCUGAGGGCCGGGAGGCCAGCAUCAUCGUGGAGCUGCUCAAGCAGGCCUCGGCGCCGCUCUGCGUCCUCCUCAGCUGGCUGCUCGCUGUGUGGACCUGGAUCUGCAACGUCCGGAUCUUCACCGUUUUCCCGCUCCGCUUCCUGGCCUCUAAACUGUCCACCUGCAUCCAGCUGAGCUACAGAACCGAACACCUGCGGACGCUCAGCUCGCCGAAGGCGGCCGCCACUCAUGUGGACUUCAUGAGGAAAGCCAACAUCCUGGUGUCGGUGCUGGUGGACGUGGCGCUGGGCGUGGCGCUCAUGUGGUGGCUCUACAGAGACGACCACAUCCCCAUGCUGGCGGACGCUCUGGUGCCAGCAGCUGAUCGCGUGGCUCAGCAGCUGGAGGAGCUGCUGCAGUGGCUGAUGGGAGCUCCUGCCGGCCUGAAGAUGAACCGGGCUCUGGACCAGGUGCUGGGUCGCUUCUUCCUUUACCACAUCCACCUGUGGAUCAGCUACAUCCACCUGAUGUCUCCGUUCAUCCAGGGGAUCCUGUGGUACGGCGGCCUGUCGGCGUGCCUCGGCCUGACCUUUGCCCUCUCGCUGCUCUCUGACAUGGUGGCGCUGCUCACCUUCCACAUCUACUGCUUCUACGUCUAUGGAGCCAGGCUGUACUGCUUGAAGAUCUACGGCCUCUCGUCCCUCUGGAGACUCUUCAGGGGGAAGAAGUGGAACGUCCUGCGGCAGAGAGUCGACUCAUGCUCCUACGACCUGGACCAGGUGACUCCGCCCACAAAACACAAUUCAUGUCUCUCCCCUCACGCUGCGGUUCCUCCUCAGAUUAACCCGCUGAAGUGCGGCGCCGUGGUCCAGACCUACCGCACCCCCACCUACAGCUGCUACCCCAGAGACUCGUGGGCGGCGCUCGUCAAGAAGCUGUUCGUCGGGGAGCUGAUUUAUCCCUGGAGGCACAAAACCACCAAGUCCGACUGAGGCUCCGACUCCAGCGGCAAAUAAAACCCUUUCAUUCCACCUUUUCUACUCCGUGACGUUAGAUUUUAUUUAAAUAACGACGUAAGUUUGAAUGUCCUCGCCUCAGUGAACUAAAAUCAAUUCCUAAAUAAUUUCCUCCUUAUGUGAUUAAAAUGUAAUAAAAAUGUUAUUUUGUUUUAACCAAAUGUUCUAAAUUUAACUCGUUCUGUACUGGAAAAUGUUUAUAAGAAAAAAA